CUUGUUUGGUGGUUCCCAGUCUGUGAUAGCUAGCUAGUCCGGGCUGAUCCAUCCCGCAGCAUCCCGCCGUGUUUUCCUCCUCUCACGCACCUCAGAGUGCUCACAGGCCGACCGCACAUUAUUAUCAUCCCCGCUUUAUUACUGUUUGCUAGCACCGAUUAUGGGAGCGAAUUAGCCUGUGAGGCGUUCACGUUUAUUCCGUAAUAAGCUAUCCCAGGAGAGGUCUGCAGGAGGGACGACGAACCAGAACGCUCCUCUGAUGUCCGCUCGGUUUGUUUGUGAACUCAGCGCGGCUAACGCUGCUACCAGCUAACGCUGGGCAGGUCAGUUAGCUGCCGUUAGCUGCCGCCCCUGAAUGCAGGCAGUCUGCUGCGGUGCUUCCCUGUUAUCCCCGCACACCAGCCCCAGUCCCCGGACUCAGUGAGGCUGUGGAGGAGGCACAACCUUCAGUCAGCCGUUUGGUUUCAGUUAGCAAAAUGGCUGAAUUUAUCGUGCCGACCUUGAAAGUAAUAACGGCAUGACAUAUUAUUUAUAGCAAGCUAACUGCUCAGAAAAUGUUCAGCUACACGACAUCGUUAGCUCGGUGAUGUAAGCGACUGCCUCAAUAUUAUCAAUAUGAAUUAUGUUAUUUUCCUGUUUGGAGUUGGUGUCAGAAUUCCUUCAUGCUAUUCACACACGUUUUAUACACUACAGUUGUUAAAUCGCUGUGUAUGAGUGUGAGCAUCUCUGAUUGAAAACAAUGGGAUCCGUUAGCCACAAGCUAGCAGCAGGCGGAGAUGCCCGGCGGCCUCCGUCGGUCCGGCAUCAGAGAGGCGGCUCUGCUCGGGCUGCACAAUGGCCUCCGCUGCCAGGGACAGCCUGUCAUCACAAAACACUGAGGGCCAUUAUUUAACCACUACAAACCACGUGAUUAAUGGACCCCCAGUGAGGCUGCUGCUUCAGAUGUAUCAAAAUCAGGACGCUUCACUCCCGGGCUCUCAGUGUGAGCGGCCCCUGACCUCAUUUACUCCAGGAGCCAAACUCCUCAGGACUUUGACGCGGAGGUCCGGGCGGACGCAGUGAGGGCUCCACUUCACAUAAUCUUUAUGACGGAUAUAUCAGAAUUAAAGGUGUGUUGCCAGGGGCAACAGCUGACUGACUAUGUCCUUGUGAGAGUGAGCGGGGCUACCUGGCCCUUAGGUGGUGAGGAGGAGGAGGAGUCUCAGCCUUCAUCCCCUCCCCUUUCCUGCUCCUACGGACCAGACGGACGGACACACCAACGGGCGUGGCUCUCCCCUCCCUCCUCCUCCUCCUCCUCCUCUCCCCCUCUCCUCCCCGUUCUCUCCCCCUCCUCCUCUCCCCACCUCCUCCCCUCCUCCCUCCCCUGUCUCCCCACUUGUCCCCUGCCACCAUGCUGUGGUCUCGCUGCUGGUGGAGAGCCUGAGGAAGCAGACUCUGGAAGGCGACCCUGCUCAGCCAGGGGACCUGUACCUGUCCCUGCUGGACCCUAAAACCCUCGCAGAGUGCUGGUCCCCAGAUGGCUUGAUGCCUGAGAGCAGCUACUGGCAGCUCUGCCCUCCCUCCAAGUCUGGCCUGCAGGGGGGGUUACUGAGCUCUAGUUUCCCCCCCGGCCCCGUGCCCCUGGUGCCCCCAGAUGCUCACCUGCAAGAGGGGGGUGACCCCCUGGACGGCACCCCCUCUCAGCCACUGCAGCACCGGCCCCUGGCACCCAGCACCUCAGCGUCCGAGCUGUCUCUCCCCGGAGCACCGGCGGCCCCUCCUGGCCCCGGGCCCCCUCCUCCCCCUCCCCCACCCCCUAAACGUCACUGCCGCUCGCUGUCGGUGCCUGAGGACCUGUCGCGCUGCCGCUACACCUGGCGCCCCAGCGCCUCCCGGGUUUGGACCCCCGUCAGUCGUCAGCAGUGCCACGGUGGAGCUGGGGGAGGGCUCGCAGCUGGGGGGGUGGCUACAGGAGGAGCGGGUGUAGGGGCAGGUGCAGCAGGGGGAGGAGCCUGUCCUCUGCGUGCUCCCAGCUCCUCUCUGAAUUCGUCGCUACACUCCUCGUCCAGCCCCACCUUCUUCAGCCUGGCGCUGUCUCCGGACUCCCCGCUGCCCUGGAGCUUCCCCUGGGACCCCAGCGAGGCAGCAGCAGGGGGAGGAGCCUGCUGCUGCUUCUUCCCCUCACCCUCCUCCUGCUCCUCCUCGCCCUCCCCCCUCCACCCGCCUCCCCCUCCUCAGAGGCGUUUCUCCCUCUCCCCCGUGCUCAUCAGAGACUCAGCGGCUUCCACAUUCCUGCCUCCUCCCCCUGUGCCGAGCCAAGCUGUGGCACCCCCACCGGUCGGUUCUGCCGGAGCGACCGGGGGGGGCCCGGUGCCUGCCUCGCCCUCCUCGGCCUGCAGCACGCCGUCAUCUCUGCGGCGCACCCUGCCGCCACAGCUGCCGCGCUGCCACUCACAGCCCUGCGAUCUGCUGCUGCUCAAACCAGGUCUGAAGAGGCGUCGCGACCCCGAUAGACCCUGCGCCCGCCCCGUCCUCGACUUCACCAAGAUGACUCAGACACGCAGCAUCGACCCGCAGUGUCUGGAGCGCGGCGGCAGGCUGGUCUGCGGCGCGGACGUGUGCAUGGGCAUGGAGGCCUUCAUGGGCGACUUCCGGGGCUCUUGCUCGCCGGCCGAGUGCCUGGGCAGGACCAGCAUCGGCCCGCUGAGCGAAAGUGACGAAGAGUGCCGCGAGGACGACGACGAUGACGGGGAGGAGGAGGCGGAGGAGCGCGAGGCGGCACAGCAGGCGGUGUUUGAGAGGGAUUGUACAGAACUGGACUUGAACUUAAUAGAAGAAAACUGACUCAUUUGUAAAUGGAAGGCUGUUCUCUGUUUCAGUUUUUUAAUUUCGUUUUAUUUUGAAACGAUCGGGACCCCCUCCUCACUUCACCUCCGGACCACAACGGUCUCAACACUAAUCAGCAAAGCUCUCAGGAACAACACCUUCUCUCAUUGGACGAGCUGAUUGAUGACGACAGUGAUGAUCUGACUACCACCAAACACUCAGCACUGAUGAGGGUCUCUCUGGUCGCCUGUGCUGAGAGGAAACCUCCACACUCUGAGUCCCAGUCCCAGUCCCAGCGGUUUGUCCUGCUGCCUCACCUGUGAGACGUCGUUCAGGUAUCUGAAGCGCAGGUGGAGGCUUUUCUGUGGCGGGACUCGGACUGUUCAGGUGCUUCUUGGCGUCCAGGUGUCUUCCAACACACAGUUGCUGAGUGUCUCUGUAACACACGACAGUCUGAUGAGGACGCGCUGCAGCUCCACCCUGAAACCCCAUCACCACGCCUGCCACGCACACCAGAUCUGUUCGUUCACGGAGUCCGCAUUUAAAGGGUCAGUUUGCACCACCAGCUCGUCCCUUUAAUAGCAAAUAAACACAAAACUCCAAAGCAACAAGCUUGUUGAAGUUUUAGUCCCACAAAGGACAUCCGCAGAUGUUUCAGGUCGUAGUUUCAUGUUACCGAUCAGUGAAAUAAAAUCACAUGGCAGAUGACGAACGGCUGGUGAGCGUCAGGAGGACGGAAGUGACUCUGCUUCUGUCUGUUUGUCCUUCAGAGUACAGAGUGUUUCUGUAACUCAGAGACAUGAACACGAGCUGAGCCUUCAAACCCACACCGAGCAGCUCCUCGCUCGUCACACGCAGACGUGAGUGUGGAUUCUCUUUGGUUUGUGGUCACUAAAGCUGCUGCCGUUCGUCGUGAUACUCAGAGUGAGCAGAACCGAUGGCGUUUCGCUGGCACAACAGUAACAGUUCAUACUCUGGUGUCGCAUGAGAAACAAGAACAUCAUACACACGUACGUGUCGCAGUCAUGUGACCUCAGCGUGGUGAUGCGUUCAGGCGUGCUGCUGUUUUGAGGUGUCCUCUAAUCAGGCUGCACUGAGGGCAGGUAGUCACUGAUGCUGUUGUUCACCUGAGUGUUCACACAUUCCUGUCACACAUCCUGCUCAUUCACUCCUGUGUGUGUGUGUGUGUGUGUGUGUGUGUGAGAGAGAGUGUGAGACCUGGCCCACCUGGUGGUUGUGUGACUCUGGAGCUGGAGCUGCACUUUGAACAGCCAGAGUGUGCUCACACCAGUCGAGUGUUAAAUGUUAACUCACUUUCCAGAAAAUCAGCAUAAGAAAAUAUUCAGAGAACGUUAGCAGUUGGACGGCAGGCGGGGUUUACUCUCCAGCCUUCAAACCGCUGCGCAAGACGAACGGGACGCUUUGACGAGACGACUUUGUCUUUGAAGAACAGGAAGAAAAUCAGAGGUUUCUGUUGAGGAAGGUCACGGCCUCCUCAUCGCUCCGCACACAGCUGACGCUUUCUGGGUGACGUUUGAGUCACGCGUUCUGGUCUGUAAUCUUCUCACCAGAUCGAACCUUUACCUCUGGUCCAGACGUCUGAGCCGUCAGUCUGCCGCUUUGCCACACAACAGGAAGGGAACGAAUGAAAGCAACAUGUGAGACGCUCCAAUGAGAGGACAAGUUGACUGCAGCCUCCUCUCUGAUUAGACCUGCUUAGUCUUUGAUGGAUCCAAUCAGUGGGCUGAUAAUCAGGCGCUGUGACCUCACACCGAAGGUCAAACAGCAGCAGAAGUUUUGAUUGGCAGAUGAGCAGUUUAGGGACAAGUCAAUUCUGUAACAACAGAAGACAGUAAACUUUUUGUAAUCGGACGCAGUCAAAAUGUUGUGUAACUGAUGACUUUUGAUCGAGUCAUGAGACGAUGAUGUUUUCAGUGAGGAGAGGAAAACCCCUUCAGAUGCAGCUCAGUGAGGUUUAGGCUCUCGAUGCUGAAGAUGCACAGAACCACCAGGUGUGAAUGUGGUGACUGAAAACGCUUGCAGUUUGUCAUGUGAUUCAACCCACAAAAAGAACCAAACUGUUCAGGCUCAGUUUGACGUCUCUGAGAGUCAAACUUCAGCUGCUUUCUUCACUCUGAAGAGUGUUUGACAAACUCUUCAGUGGUGCGUUCAGGGACUCUACUGGCGUCUCAGAGCUGACGGUCAGCUGCUGAAAAAGCAUCCAAUAGCCAGAAGACAAUCAGCAACCAAACAGGAAGAUUACUAAAAAGAUCGUGUUUGAAAUGUGAUGGGACGACUGUCAGGUCUCAGAUGUCCAAAGUCCUGAAUGCAACGGAAAGAUGAAGGUGUUGACUGUGCAGAAUCACCUUCCCUUUGAGUGGACUGAAAGCAUGUCAGCGAGCAGUGUGUGUGUGUGUGUGUGUGUUUGAACUGAAAAACUCGGCUCAAGGAAACCGUUCAGCGUUUUCAGAAAACCCAUUCAGACGGAUGUUUACAUGUUCCGUAUGGGAGCUGGAGUCAGGGUGUGGUUAGCCUAGCUUAGCAUAAAGACAGCAGACCACAACGCGUUGUGAGCAUAUUGUCUCAGCCUCCGACUUGUAAUUCCUGUUAGGGACAAAAUCUUCCUCUUAGUGAAAAGAUCCACAGAUUAGCCAGUGAGCUGCACCACUGCAAACAUCCAAAUAAUUCCAGUUUUUAUUUAAUAAUGUAACACCGAGCCCGUUCAGCUCGCGCUGCAGGACGUAGACACUGCAUCGCUUUAACAAACUGCAAACAAGGUGGAUCCUUCAGGCUGCGUCUCAGGUGUGGCUGCAAGGUGAGCAUGACGUCUAAACAUGUUGGAGAAAAGGUGUUUUCCCUCUUCUUCCCACUCUGUAGUUCAUCUCUGCACUGAGAUCCUCCAGAAGCCCCGUUCAGCAGCACGGAGGCCAACGUCAGGACCUGCAGGACUGAUGAAGUUCACAUCAGCCUGAGCUUAUGAUUAGCUCGCGUUAGCAUGCUAACCCAGUCAAACAGGAUGUGAAUGUAUACCGUCAGCGGCUUGUUAGCAUGCUGAUGUUAGCCUUUAACUCAAAGCUCUGCGCUGUUUGUGUUGAACAGGUGGGGUGCGGCAUGUUAGGGACGUAGGCAGGUGGACGGAGUCACACCAGCUGUUUCCUGUCUCCCUGUGAGGCUACGCUAACCACACCCUGACUCCAGUUGUGCUCUUCACACAGACAUGGGACUGACACUCACCUGAACAUCUCACUGUCUCAGAGACGAGAUGUUGAACUGCUCCUGUCAGGUAUGACUGAAGUGUGAAUGAACACAAUCUGUUCACCCAAACUGAGAAAUCGGAUUUAAAAAAGUGACGAGUCCAGAAACAACGUCCUCAUUACACUCACACACACACACUCUCACACACUCUCCUGGUUUGUUCGUUUUUGUCCACGGCUCCAUAACACUCAGCAUACGCCUUAAAUGAACGUAUUCUAUUAUUCUGUAAAUCAAAACGUUAAAAGAAAAAAAGUCAAAAACUAACAAAGAAGAAAAGGAAAUGUGUACUGUAGCUGUUACAUUUUUAGUCCCUCUGUUCAUUAUUUUCUGCUGUUUUUUCUUAAUAUUUCUAAUCUGAUGUCUGACGAGGUGUCGCGAUCAAUCGCGUCGCGUUUGACUGAACAGAAGAAGCUCGAGGCGGAGCAGCGAAGGAGGUGCAGCGUUCAAACAGGCGGAGACUCGGGCAUCUCUUGUCUUUUAGAAAUGUUUUUUAUUGUAUGUGAUUAAAAAAAGAACAAUGACAACAUGGCAAUUUGAAAAGCAGUUUGUGAAUAAAUUAAGUUUAUUGAGAAUUAUUUUACAAAGAAAGAGAAAA
This is a messenger RNA of Scatophagus argus, 6655 nucleotides long. It is a transcript of the gene fam53c, whose product is annotated as family with sequence similarity 53 member C. The record is from RefSeq and is a predicted model, not a curated record. The transcript is spliced from 5 exons. The coding region runs from base 1525 to 2823 and encodes 432 amino acids. Lineage: Eukaryota; Metazoa; Chordata; Actinopteri; Scatophagidae. Gene Ontology annotation, cellular component: nucleus. Gene Ontology annotation, biological process: protein import into nucleus.